CGCCCCUUGGAACAGCGUAAGCCUCAACAGCACAGCCUUGGAACUUUCCGAAAAGCAAAAAUUAUUCCUUUUUCUGAAGACAAUUAGUUUAGCGUUUCUCUUUUUUUUGUCUUUAUAAGAGGAUGGGCACAUUCCACACGCUGGUGUUUGUAUGUAUCGGAUGGAGCUGUUUUACUGUGAGCUCCUCGGAUCUGCUGAAAGAUCAUUUCCGCGGGCUGAGGAGAAUUGCUGGCUUGAAUGAGAAUUCGAGAGACUCUGCUCCCCCUCGGAAGGGAAGCCCCAUCUCCACAGAAUCAGACCUGAUGCAGGACACGCUGUCGGAGCACAUGCUGAUGCUUUAUGACAAGUACAAUAAAGCAGGCUACCAGUUUAAGGAUGGCAAUACGGUCCGCAGUUACAAAGCUAGUUUGGGGUGGAUUGGAGACAAGCAACUGCACAUUUUUAAUCUGACAUCUCUGACAAAAUCCGAAGACAUUUUGUCUGCCACGUUGCAUUAUUAUAUAGCUGACUUUGUAAACAACAGCAAUAUUUGCCCCUAUUCAAAGGUCUGCAGUCAUCAUUUACACAGAAAACAAGUCAACAUUGAUCUUUCAAUCUGGGUUUUUGCCACUGCUGACAAUAACACCAGAAUUCUGGGUCACUAUGUGAUAAACACAUCCACUUUUUAUCGAGACUUUCUCUCUUGGCAGUGGAAAGACAUCACACGUGUGGUUAACAACGUGAAGUCAAGUGAUGACCUGUCGAUUGGAAUUGAGAUCAUGCCUUCUGGUCCAACCUUGUGGAAACAGUUGCUUUCAAACCGUUCACCUUAUAUCUUGGUGUAUGCGAAUGAUUCUGCAAUUUCAGAACUGGACACUGUGGUGAGCACCCUUCAAAGACACCGCGGAUCAUUUGUCACCAAAGUGCAGGGUUUUGGAAUCAAUACUGCAAACAGGACUUUUGAAGUAAGAAAGAAAAGGUCAACUAACUUACUCAUGCCCCUGCACAACAAUGAAUUACCUGGUGCAGAGUACCAGUACAAUGAGGCUAGUGCAUGGGAGACUAGAAGGCCAUAUAAAAAGCUGCAUACUCGGCCAGCAGACAGGCAAAGAAAGACAAAGCAGAGGAAGGGCAACAGACAGAAAUCACAGACUCUUCAGUAUGAUGAGCAAACAUUGAGGAAGGCAAGACGGAGACAAUGGAAUGAACCCAGAAACUGUGCUCGUCGUUACCUGAAAGUAGAUUUUGCAGACAUUGGAUGGAGUGAGUGGAUAAUCUCACCCAAGUCUUUUGAUGCCUAUUAUUGUGCAGGUGCCUGCCAGUUCCCAAUGCUAAAGUCUUUAAGACCUUCAAACCAUGCCACGAUUCAGAGUAUAGUGAGAGCAGUGGGCGUUGUUCCAGGGAUUCCAGAGCCAUGCUGUGUACCUGAGAAAAUGUCAUCAUUAAGCAUCCUCUUUGUCGAUGAAAACAAGAACAUUGUCCUGAAGGUCUACCCAAACAUGACAGUGGAGUCAUGUGCUUGCAGAUAACCCCACAGGAACGUGCACAUUGAUUCUGGGUUUGCACUGGUGACAUUUUUGUUUUCUUGUUCAUUCUGAAUGACAAAAGGAAGUCUUCCAACAAAUGAAAACUGAAUGGUGCCUUUAGAUGAAAGGAAAUGAAAGAUAAUUUAUCAUUUUAUUUACAAACCCAUUCACCUGCGUUAAAUACGCAGUUUUCUGAACCAACAAACAAAUCGAAGCGGUAAAGCGUCUGUGUCUGGAAUUCAGAAUUCUGAAACAGAAUUGCAUUUAUUGUAGAUUUAUUUUAAGUUCUUAAAGACUCAUUAAUAUGAAUUGCCAUUGCACUUCAAAAGAUACUGUGUUUGAUGGCUGUUUUAUGACUUAUAUGCCCCAUCCUCCACACACACACCCCAGCCAAUCACAGACUGUGAUGAGCAUUUUAUUUUAUUCUUUGUAUUUUAUUGCAGUACUCUUAAAUAAUUAAGUAAUUUGAAAAAUAAAGCAGCUACGUGAAUCAAUGCAAACGUAUUAUUCGAAAAAGAUCAAUUUAUUUGUUAAAAUACCUUACUGCAGCAGUAAGUCACAUGUUCGGUGCACAACAUUUUAUUUAAUAUUAACGAGCAACAUUUUUUAAUGCAAAAUAUUUGUUGAAGAUGUUGCAUGACCUAAAACAUUCACUUCAGCAGGCAAGGAAGU
This is a messenger RNA of Carcharodon carcharias (great white shark), 2177 nucleotides long. It is a transcript of the gene bmp3, whose product is annotated as bone morphogenetic protein 3. Gene Ontology annotation, biological process: osteoblast differentiation; BMP signaling pathway; SMAD protein signal transduction. The transcript is spliced from 3 exons. NCBI's taxonomy places the organism in Eukaryota, Metazoa, Chordata, Chondrichthyes, Lamniformes, Lamnidae. Bases 123 to 1508 code for a protein of 461 amino acids. The record is from RefSeq and is a predicted model, not a curated record. Gene Ontology annotation, cellular component: extracellular region. Gene Ontology annotation, molecular function: growth factor activity; cytokine activity.